Molecule: messenger RNA, 547 nt
Organism: Zootermopsis nevadensis
Lineage: Eukaryota; Metazoa; Arthropoda; Insecta; Blattodea; Termopsidae
Gene: Pdf
Product: Pigment-dispersing factor
Biological process (GO): response to light stimulus
Cellular component (GO): extracellular region
Molecular function (GO): hormone activity
Source: RefSeq, a predicted model, not a curated record
AAACAGAAGAGGAUGAACAAUACAAAAAAGAAACAUGUAUACUAAUGCUCAAAAUUGCUGCAUAGUUGUUUGUAUUUCGGUCACAUUGUAUUGCUCUGGAACCUGUUAUGUUUACCAUGCGUACGCAAUGAAACAAUUGGGAGCUGUCAUUCUGUUUUUCUACCUACUAACAACUGAAUUUACAUCAGCUGCCAUCCAACUGGAAGAUAACCGAUACCUAGAUAAAGAGUUUCAGACAAAUGCAGUGAAUGUCAGAGAAUUAGCCACCUGGAUAAUGCAACUACUUUUACACAAGGGACAACAAACUAUAUGCACUCACAAGCGUAAUUCAGAACUUAUAAACACUCUGCUUGGACUGCCAAAAAUACUGAAUGAAGCUGGAAGGAAAUGAUAUGGGUGUCAGAUAAAAAGCACGUUGUUACUUAUGUUUGACAACACAGAAUUAAUUUCUCUAAGAAUACUUGACUCGUAAAGUUUUGCUUAAAUAAUUUUUUUAUUAUGGCUUGUGUGCAUGAAUGAAAAAUAAAAUUGUGUAAAUAAAGGUGAA